This is a messenger RNA of Penicillium atrosanguineum, 981 nucleotides long. RefSeq lists its product as uncharacterized. NCBI's taxonomy places the organism in Eukaryota, Fungi, Ascomycota, Eurotiomycetes, Eurotiales, Aspergillaceae. The transcript is spliced from 2 exons. The record is from RefSeq and is a predicted model, not a curated record. Bases 1 to 981 code for a protein of 326 amino acids.
AUGCCCGUCCAGCCCAUCACCCUCCAAUCUCCGGACCACCCCAUCGCCCUCCGGCGCACCCACCUCCUCUCCCCCCGCGCCGGACCGCCUAACAAAUACCCCAACAACUCUAUGGAUCACGCGCGAGAAUACCCUAUCCGGGCGCGACUUCACCGUGACGCAACUACCCCCCGACGCAACCCCCUGUUAUACACCGUCACAGGCAAGUUCUGGAGUAACUCGUGCCAGCGCGAGAUCCGCGAUGCGUCUCGGCGACCUAUACUCGAGUUACGCCGGAUAUGGUGGAAGGGCCAGUGGUCGGUGAAACGGGCCGGCGGGGUCGGCGACGAGCUUCUCAACGUUGAUAUGCGGUGGGCGAUUGGGACGAAGAUGGGGAUACGAUUUACGAAUGCACUUGUUGGGAGAUUAAAUGGUGUUUGGAGACGGAGACGGAAUGAGGAGGAUAUGGAGAGUGAGGCUCCGCCACCGUAUACGCCGCCUCCGUAUAGUGCUGUUUUGGCGGAGGAUAGUAGGAAUCACUCUGGGAGUGGGAGUGGGAGUGGAAGUGGAGGGGAGAGUGAUAGUUCGGAGAGUUCAGUCACCAAGGAAAGACGACACAAUUACGAGCCACCGACCUACGACUCUGUUCGACGAUCGAGACGAUCGAGUCAUUCACUGCGUGAUCUGCUCGAUGCUGUUGAACCACCGAGAGAACCUGCCCCCGCGCCACUGUCACAUCAGCGGCGGUGGUCAGAAGGGGGCUUAGAUCCCAAGGUCGAGCUGAAAGUGGUACAGCUGAAUUCUGGACUCGCGGUCGUGACAAUGGGAGAGAGGAGGAUCAUGCAGAUCCGGCGCGAUAAGGUGAUGGACUAUAACUUGUCCGGUCCGAUGCCGAAGUGGGAGGUUGAGAUUGCAGAAGGAGUGGACUUGGUGUUGGCCGUUACCAUCGUGUUGAUCAUGGCCGAGUUUGUACGGCACGAGUAUCGUGUUCGGGUGGGUUGA